CUUGGAAAAUUAGCAAACAAGCCUUAAAGUUGCGGGCGCGUUUGAAUACACACAAUAAGUAGUUGCGCGAAACGUGCCGUAAAGUGCUUCUGAUGUCAGUUGUUUAUUUCAGCUGAACUUUGUUUGCCCAAGGCGUAUUGUAGAAAGUGAGCACCAGAAUAACCGCAUCGACCUGACCCGAUAACCUCAGUUUUAACGUUUCCAGCGCUGUGAUUUGGUGUGGCUUGCGGAAAGUUUCAUAGAAUGGUUAAAGUUAAGCAGCAAUGGGCGCGAGAACAUGUCUACUUCUCUGAUGUCGAAAUAAGCAGCAAAAUAUGGCUACCAAUGUCGACAUGGCGUUACGUCGGUCCAAGUGAUUUUUAUUGGAGUCUGUUUUGCCUCCACAAACCCCUCUUUUCUGUUGUACGCCACGAUCGGAAAUCUAUUUCGAACUAAGAAUGAUUUAUUCAUGCGCUUGUAUGAAGUGAGCAUGGCACGCAACUACUUUGAUUUCGGCUCGGUGUCGUAUGAUGUAGGCAGUGGUGACGCCUUCCACGACCAUACUGCAUGGCACACGCAUCAGACGCGAGCCACAUUGCAGCACUGUGUUCACAUCUGUGGUAGUAGUUCCCAAAAUUGUCGCAUCCAUACUACUAGAGACUCGUAGCACGCUAUAUAACGUUAGAGCAAAUGCAUUUCUGAAGCUGAAUGUACUACUCGGUAAGCGCCGAUCUGAGUUGAUCAGAAUUCUUAAUAUAGCAUACAGUUGAUGCGUCGUAAAUCAUCUCGGCCAGUAUUCCCAGGACACUUCAGGUGAUUCAAGUGUGGCAAACUAACGUCCCACACCUGAAUUUUGCUUCAGUGUCCAGUCACAUGUAAUUCCAAAUGCUUUCCCAAGACUGCGUGAUCUGGGAUGAAGUCUCAUGAAGUCUUCCAUUGGAGCUGACAUUCACAGUCAGCGGAAUCAUCCUUUACCGAUCCUCCACCAGACAAAGACCUGCCCAUUGCCCAUCAACAGAGUCCCCCUGCACUGUACCGUCUUACUCCCUGGCCAUGGCUAGUCGAAGAAAGUCUACAACACCCUGCAUGAUCCGACCGGAUGACUUGGUAACUGCAGACGAUCCAGAAGAUGUGGAUUCCUGUGUGGACGGUCCAGAAGAGAAUGGAUCCUCACAUGUGUCUUCUAGUGAGGACUGGAUGGAUAGGAAGAGUUCUGUGAACUCUACGCAGGAAGCAACAGAGCUGGAAAAACCUGAAGUGAAAACACGACCACAGAGGAAACUCCAGGGAGGCUAUGAGUGCAAAUACUGUCCCUUUUCCACACAAAAUCUCAACGAGUUCAAAGAUCAUGUCGAUUCCAACCACCCCAAUGUUAUACUCAACCCACUGUACUUGUGUGCGGUAUGUAACUUCAACACAAAAAAGUUUGAUUCUUUGACGGAACACAAUGAGAAGUGCCAUCCUGGGGAGAGCAACUUCAAGUUCAAGAGAAUCAAACUCAACAGUCAGACUAUUCUAGAACAGACAAUCGAAGGUUCGAACUGUGCCGUCAUCUAUGAUACCACCAGCCCUCAGUCAGGAGAGGACUUUACAGCUUUUCCUCUGAGCAAAUCCAGUACUGUUAAGGUGGGUAAGCCCAAAACAGAUAGUUUACGGUUGCAGGACGACAGUCCGCUGGACAAACUGGCUCAAGAUCUACCGAAAAAGCAAAUUACUGCGGUGAAUGUGAACGGGACUGUGAUAAUCCCAGAUGCAACUCUUAAGGAUGGCCUCUCUCAUAUAAUGCCAUCCUUGCAACGCCCGCCUAACUACAACUUAGUACCAAAAAUCGCCGUCCCCUUGAACACUUCAAAAUACAACCCCUCGCUAGAUGGCAACUUGACCCUCAUCACCUCCUUCAACAAGUUUCCGUACCCUACCCAAGCUGAGCUCUCUUGGCUCACUGCAGCCUCCAAACACCCCGAAGAACAAAUCAAAGUGUGGUUCACUACCCAACGGCUAAAACAAGGUAUCAGCUGGUCCCCCGAGGAGGUUGAGGAAGCACGAAAGAAGAUGUUCAAUGGAACGAUUCAGCCUGUUCAACAGGCGUUCACUGUCUUACCUGCUCAGUUAACUCGGUCCACUAAAGCUUCACAGCCCCUUAUCCAGACCGUCCCUUGCCAUGUCCUUGGACAAUCUGGCCUGGUGUUGGCACCGGUUUCCAAUGGCUCAACUGCUACCGGUGCUCCUCUCGCACUAACAGUGACAAAUCAAAUAGCACAGGGUGUCAAGAGGGCCUACACAGCACCACUGGUUGCCCCAGAGAUAAAGAGGCCUUCAAUAAUUCAGUCCGUUCAGAGCACUCCCAAGUCUGUCUCUCCAACACCAAGCCUUUCUUCAGAUUGUGAGAAAACCCCUGAUCAGAUCAGAGAGCUGACCACCAGCUAUGCUCGGUGCCAGUUUCCUGAUGAUGAAGAAGUGUAUCGUCUCAUCGAGACGACUGGCCUCUCCUGGGGAGAGAUCAAAAAAUGGUUCAGCGAUCAGCGCCAUGGAAACCAUAAGGCAGUGCAACAGAUUAAAACAGACCUCUCUUCGAAGGACAGCCAACCGCAUAAGCCUGUCGCCACACAGUUUCCCCUGCUAGAGAGAGUUAAAGGCAAAUCAUCUGAGCAAAUGAAAAAGUUAGAGGAGAGUUUCCAAAGGACUAGCUUUCCAACCCAGGCUGAGAUAGAGCACCUUGUGGCGGACACCAGGCUCUCCAAAACUGAAAUUGAUUGCUGGUUUACGGAGCGCCGUGCACUACGAGACAACCUGGAGCAAGCUUUGCUCAACUCGAUGGGCUCAAAAAGGCUGGAGCAUCACCUUCAAAGGGGGCCACUGAAUGGAGUCCAUGAACAGGACAGCAGAGUCAGGGACUCACCUCUUCCCAUUCUCACAUCUUCAGAGUGUCCAGAGGCCAUUGAUGGCAAGUCUCUUUGCCUUCUUAAAGACAUGUUUGCACAAACACAGUGGCCCUCACCAGAGGAGUACAACCAACUAGAAAUCCAAACAGGGUUAGCUCGUACAGAAAUUGUCCGGUGGUUUAAGGACAACAGAUCUGCUCUGAAAAAUGGGACGUUAGGUUGGAUGGAGCAAUUUCAAAGUCUUAGCAACAAGAGACCGAAUGGACAAAACAGCUCGUUGAUCUCGGAGCAGGCUCAGAGUGUCCUACAAAGGCACUUUCAAGAGACAAAGGUACAAAAAGGGGAGGGUUUUGAGAAGCUUGCAGAGCAGUCAAAACUAACCAACCAGGACAUAGUCGAAUGGUUCACCAGUAAGCUGGGCCACAACAUGCCUGAUAUCAGCAAGAGCAAGGACCAACAUGGACAGGCGAGUGUAGAUGGUAAGAGGUGGGUUUCCUUGGCAGCUGACAUUGAAGGCAAAGAUUACGAUGCACAGAAAGUGGCACGAGACCUUGAAGUUCUGUCGGCAGAGCACAGAGUGACAGGAUGAAGUGAUAAAG
This is a messenger RNA of Onychostoma macrolepis, 3460 nucleotides long. RefSeq names its product zinc fingers and homeoboxes 2a (gene zhx2a). Gene Ontology annotation, cellular component: nucleus. The transcript is spliced from 2 exons. Gene Ontology annotation, molecular function: DNA-binding transcription factor activity, RNA polymerase II-specific; DNA binding. Gene Ontology annotation, biological process: regulation of transcription by RNA polymerase II. The coding region runs from base 1033 to 3450 and encodes 805 amino acids. The record is from RefSeq and is a predicted model, not a curated record. NCBI's taxonomy places the organism in Eukaryota, Metazoa, Chordata, Actinopteri, Cypriniformes, Cyprinidae.